AUGUUCUGGGUGUUGGCCAUCACGACCCACGAGGAAUGGGAGUCGGCCAUGUUUGGCCUGCUCUACUGGCUCCCGAACCCACUUCAGUUCGGCUGCUUCUUGCUGCUGCCGAUGGCCUACAGCAAGGUGCUGUCCUCGGAGAAGGACUGGAAGGCUAAGAGCCGCUUUGUCGGCCGCGUCUACGUGACGCUCGUGUCGGGCAUGCUCGUCUACAUGGUGGGGUAUGCCCUGGUGCAGGUCGUGCGGGAGAGUCGUCAGUUUCAGUGCGUGACGGCGGACCAGGAUUCCAAAGACGCCCCGCAGACGUGCUACAGCAUGGAUACCACCAGCGACGCAUUUCGGGUGCUGACGGGUUUUUGCUUCUUCGCCUUAGCCGCAGGAGUCGCAAGCUACGGGUUCAAGAUGUCGAGGCUGACGGCAUCGCAGAAUAGGGCACAGCUGAUCUACCAUCCCCGAGCACUGACGGCUCUCAACUGCUUUCUUGUUGCGGUCUUCCUCUCGAAGGGAGCUUACCAGAUAUCCUCAGUCAAGGGGCUGUGGUGUCUUCCGGACAUACCGCUCAAGGGGUCCGAAGACAUUUGCCUGCUGAACUUCUCUGUGUUCAUGCUGUGGGACUACGUGCCGACGGUCUGGCUGCUGCUGGUCAUGGAGGGCACGACUGGAGAGCACGUUGGCACGUCGGUGGUGAAGGCCGUUCAUCCCGCAAAUUACGGGGACGACCUGCGGAACCUCCCGGACUACGGGGUGUUCCGCGAGAUAAAGGCGGCGGCUGCACGGGAUGCAGCUAGGGCGGAAAGGGCAUGGUCUGGGGCGUCCACCGGACAAUAUAUCUCGUCCUCCUCGUGGCUUUCUACUGAGCAGUCUCCGAGAACCACCUGCGGGUUGAGAGACCCCAACCACUUCAAGAAUGUUCCGGCCGCACCAUAUAAUGCUCAGGGCGGCGGUGGCUCCUACCCCAGCAGCGUGCACAGCAGCAGGGAAAACCUGUCACAGAGCGGCGUCGGCGGCGGGGGCGGCGGCAGCAGCAGUAUCGGGUAUGGCUUCUACGGGUACGGCAGUGGGAGUGCCGCCACCGCUGGCCAGGUCUCCAGUGUCGGCUCCAGCCUGGGCGGCAUGGCCUUCGUAGCCUCACCCUCCUCUUGCUCCCUCGAGUCGCACGAUCGCCAGAAUCGUAGAGGUCCGUUCAGCUGGUUGUUGGGGUGGAGGAGGAGCGCCACCGCUGAGGCGGAGGCUGGGAGCGGGGCGGUGAGGGGUGUGAGUGACGGCAGGGCGAGAGGGCAUCAUCGUAGUGGUAGUGGCGGCCGUGGCGGCGGUGGUGGCGGUAGUCCGUUUCUAUGGCAAGCGAGCAUGGAUUGCGGCAGCAGCAGCUACAUCAAGGGCAGCAGCAGCAGCCGACGCGAGAAUGAAAACGAGAUGAGCAAAACAAGCGACGGCGGCGGAAUGGGCAAGACGGUCUCGCGGUGGUGGAGACGCGUGCUUGAGGGGAGGAGAGAAGGAAGCGCCCCUGACCAGGCAGAAGAAACAGCUUCGCUGUGGCAGUCUUCGGAUGCCGACGCCCCGGACAAGUGGUCCCCGGGCUUCGGCGAGCUCUCUCGAGCAGAAGUCAUGUACUCGUUACGGGGAUACCGUGGUCCGGCUACGAGGCAAGAACGGGCGAUCAGCGACGACAGCUCACUGGGAGGUGGCGGGGCAGGAGGAAUGGGAGGGGUAUGGCAGGGGUAUCGAAGCGAGACUGGUCCAGUCAGGCAAACCCGCAGGCGGGAGGAGGCGAGCGUCAAAACGGCGGAACAUAAAGGACGACAGAUCCUCGCACCGCUCCGGCGCGAGACGGUCGUUCGCCAGGACUAUGGCUCCAGCGGCGUCGAUGGUGGCCUCGGGAAGCCCGCACGUAGCGAUGAUCGUCCCGCCCAAACGGUCGACGUCGGCGACGGCACCUUCUCCGAGGGGAGAGGGGGGCAUGACCCAAGGUACCCCGGUGAACAUGGCCGUAGCCACAGGGGUGGCGAAGAGCUUGAGAAUUGGCAAGGGGGUACCGUUAGGACGGAAGUCGCUAGGGGGGGCGCACAGGUCGUCAGAGGGGGGCUUGCUGGGGGAGAGCGAACCGGCGAGCGUAUGUAUCGGCCAUACCACGUUCCCGGUUAGUCACGUCAACAAUGACGGCAUCGUUGGCAGCGGUGCUGACUUGAUGCAUACGGGACGCAGGAGCAACGGUUGUGGUUGGUCGAUGCUGAGCGAUUACGCGGGCGAAGCCGAAUACAAUAGCGGGUAAUUUGGGCGGGUGUGCGGCUCAUUGUUGUCACAAAAAGUUGGUACCAGUGCUCUGCCUCCUGCUGCACACUGGUAUCAGCGCUCCAUACUUUCUAGAAUAUAUCACGUAGUAUUUACUGUGGGGAGCCGCCGAGUGACGCGGACUAGGCACGCUACACCGACCAAGACACAAAUUCUAAUGUGUUUUAAGUGUGAAAUGGCAGGCGGCGAUUAAUGAUAGCUUUUGCCCUUCUACACCUCAUGUGGCCAUCUUGUUGAGCUUACAGGUUUAGCUUCGGUUCCGGUAGUUUCAAGGCAAUUCAAAUAUAUGUGAAGCGGUAGCUACGUGACCCCGAUUGAACGGUCGGCCUAGAAUAUGUUAAUGCCACUCGUGAAGUGCAUCCGUUUGUCGUGUUUGUGCGAAGUGUAUAUAUCACACGCGAAGAAGGGAGGGAAACUCGGACGUUUGUUCACGGUUGAAUGCGAUAUGGCGCAGCACGUUUUUUUUAACGCACGCACGGUACAUUUUUUGGCGAGAGAAAUGAGAAGCGCUACCACGUUGCCCGCCUUUCCUCCUCCUGUCACGGGCUUCCGUCAGGGAGACGUCGUGGAGGCGUCAUCCUCGUUUUUUGGCGAUAGGGCAUCGUGAUGCUUCUCUCUGGGCAUUUGGUUUUGUACCGUGAGCCAAUCCUAACUGUGGCAUCAGUAGAAAAAGGAUGUCUAUUUUUUAACGUUUCAUCCACGGUUUUACGUGUAUUAUACGUAUGAGGUUUUGGGAAGGGCGUGCCUGUAUCUGGGCU
Ectocarpus sp. CCAP 1310/34 is the source of this 3047-nucleotide messenger RNA. NCBI's taxonomy places the organism in Eukaryota, Phaeophyceae, Ectocarpales, Ectocarpaceae. The record is from the annotation of a GenBank genome assembly.